CCGCCUUUUAGGAGGAGCUACAAAAUGGUCGUCAAUAUGUAACUUUUGCUGGAACUUUUGUGAGCAAUAUCUCUUUUAGAAGACAAUGGACUAUUUAUUGAAAAGAAACAUCAGCUGUACUCGAAGUACAAAAUUAAUUAUUAUUUUUUUAUCGUCAUUUUUAUUUCUAAUCUUUAUCUGGCAUUGGAUGGGAAGUGGUUUCAUCAGUAGACCUGACAAUGAUGAUCUACCGAUUUCCAGAUCAGACUCGAUUUAUGAACUAGAUUCCAUCAAAGACUUGUCGUUUUUAAAAUGGAAAAGCGAAUGUCUUUUCUUCACUUGUUUUGAGAUAAAUUCCUGUCGUUACGGGAAAGAAAAUGAAGAGAUGAUUAGAGUAUACGUCUAUCCUUUUUCCGAGACUCUUGCUAGCAUGCCACACCUCCAGACAUACCCUUCUUUAUUGGAUCACAGCGAUGAGUACAUUCAGAUUUUGGAGACAAUAAGAAGCAGUCGCUAUUACGAGCCACUCCCAGAAGAGGCGUGUGUGUUUGUUCCACCUUUUGAUACUCUUAAUGGACGUCUAAUUAAUAACAGACUCACUUCAUAUCUAUUGAAUAAUUUAAAGCUUUGGAAUAAUGGUUCAAAUCACCUCAUAUUCUCAAUGUUGCCAUGGCAGAAGUCUCACCCAAACACUACUGUCCCUGUCUAUAACUAUGGCAAGGUGUUACUGAUGGGUGGAGCUUUUACUGUCUCUAAUUACAGGCCUGGCUAUGAUAUAUCUAUUCCUGUUUUUAAUCCUCUCACCAUUAAAUACGAUUAUCAUCAGUAUCACAAUAUCAAAUCCCGUCAGUUGUUGUUAGUUAUUUUGGUACAGUCCGGGGCCGACCCUCACACUGUUAACCAUAUAAGGAUAUCAUUGCACCAGGAGCUAAUUAAAGGAGGCGUGGUCAUGCUCGGAUCAUGUGAUCUCUGUUCACACUGCAUCAAUGAAAGAUGUGACUUUCAUGCUAACAAGAAAUUACCCUAUCCCGAUAUUUUACAGGAUUCUAAAUAUUGCAUGAUUGUUAGUGAUGGCACUGGACGUGGUACUCCUGACCUGAUGGAUGUACUAAUGAUGGGGUGUGUCCCUGUUAUUAUUCGUAAUUACGAGCUCGUCCUCCCGUUUUCCGAAGUCAUCGACUGGCAGAGAUUUGCUGUAUUUGUGUGGCUCGAACAGCUGUUCCAAUUAAUGCCCAUCCUUGGUUCGUCUCGUAAUGGACUAAUUUUAAAACAAAAACAAGUGUUACAUGUAUACUCUCGUUAUUUUCGCUCGAUCCCCGCCAUCACCAUGACGACACUUGACAUACUUAACGAUCGUGUGUUUCCAAUUAAUGCCCAAUCAUAUGAGGAUUGGAAUGGACAUGACGACAAUCAAAUUUGGAAUGUAAAGCAUUCUCAUAUCAAGCUACCCUCCACUAAAAAAGAGGAAGGAUUUACAGCAGUCAUACUGGCCUAUGAUAGGAUUGAUAAACUGUUUCAAACAGUUCAAAGUGUUGCACAAGCACCUAGCCUAGCAAAGUUCGUUAUCGUUUGGAACCAUGCUUAUAAAUCGCCCCCGCCAUUAUCUGACUGGCCGUUUGUUAAUAAACCAAUCAAAAUAAUAAGAACAAAGAAUAAUAAACUAAGUAACAGAUUCUAUCCAUAUUCUGAUAUUACUACUGCUGGCAUUCUCUCACUGGAUGAUGAUAUUAACAUGAUGUCUUCGGAUGAAAUAGAGUUUGGUUUUCAAACGUGGCUAGAGUAUCCUGAUAGACUUGUUGGCUAUCCUGGUCGAGUCCACAGAUAUAACCAUAAAUCUGCUAAUUGGGUCUAUGACAGCGAAUGGACUAAUAAUGUGUCUAUAGUAUUGACUGGAGCUGCUUUCUAUCAUAAAUAUUACCAUUACCAUUAUACCUACCUGAUGCCCAAGGCAAUAAGAACUUGGGUCGACGUUCAUUUUAACUGUGAAGAUAUCAUGUUUAAUUUCAUGAUAUCUAAUAUCACUGGACUACCACCUCUUAAGGUCACUCCGCGUAAAAGAUUUAAAUGUAAAAACUGUAAUACGGAAGGCCUGGUUGGGGAUUCUGCUCACUACAUAAAGAGGACAGAGUGCAUUAACCUUUUUGCGAAGCAGUUUGGUGACACGUUUCCUCUGAAAAGCAUCAAGUAUCGUCUUGAUCCAGUGCUGUACAAGGUGGAGUCAAAGAGGGAGAAAGCUUUUCCUAAAGUUGGUGAACUUUGACCCUCUUCUUAACUCCCCCUCUCUCUAUCUCUCUUUUUCUCUCUCCCUUUCUCUCUUUUUUCAUUCAUGUAUCACCAAUCACAAUCAUUUUAUAAUGUUUUGCUUUUAAUUUAUCAAAUAAAGGAACAACAGUA
Amphimedon queenslandica is the source of this 2373-nucleotide messenger RNA. RefSeq names its product exostosin-2-like. Lineage: Eukaryota; Metazoa; Porifera; Demospongiae; Haplosclerida; Niphatidae. Gene Ontology annotation, molecular function: glycosyltransferase activity. The record is from RefSeq and is a predicted model, not a curated record. The transcript is spliced from 16 exons. The coding region runs from base 86 to 2239 and encodes 717 amino acids. Gene Ontology annotation, cellular component: membrane.